GACACUGUCAGAAGCCUAUGACCAGUCAGUCAGAUUAGCAUUGAACAAGUGACGUUUCAGGAUAUGUACAUAUUUGUAAAAUAACCGGAUAGGGCAUUUAUGCCUUGCUUUGAGGAGUUUAACAAUGCUACACAAGCAUAUGUCACCCAAGAGUUUGAGUUGUCUCGCCACGUUGUCGUUGCACGCUGUCGUGGCUGCAUUGCAUUAGCUAGCUACUACUAGUGGACAGAUCUUGAGCGAGUUGCAUCAGCAAGAGGAGAAAAUCUGUCCGGGGUCGGGUUACGCUGGUGGAGUUAAGCUAAUGCUAGCUGUGGAGCCCCAAAAGUAAAUCGCGAGCAACACACCCUACUACCAAAAUAAGCUGAAACUAGCCCUAAUUGGACAGAGCUUGUUUGGGCAGGAGGUGUACUCCAGCCUACGAAAACAAGGCCACAAGGUGGUGGGCGUGUUCACAGUUCCAGAUAAGGAUGGCAAGGCAGACCCUCUGGCGUUGGUGGCGGAAAAGGACGGCACGCCGGUGUUCAAGUUCCCGCGCUGGCGCGUGAAGGGCAAGCCCAUCCCCGAGGUGGUGGAGGCCUACAAGGCAGUGGGCGCCGAUCUGAACGUCAUGCCCUUCUGCUCACAGUUCAUCCCCAUGAACGUCAUCGACCACCCCAAGCACGGCUCCAUCAUCUACCACCCCUCUAUCCUGCCCAAACACAGGGGUGCAUCUGCUAUUAACUGGACUCUGAUCGAGGGGGAUAAGAAGGCCGGCUUCUCCAUUUUCUGGGCUGACGAUGGGCUGGACACAGGCCCCAUCCUGCUGCAGAAGGAGUGUGACGUGGAGGCCAACGACACCGUGGACAGCAUUUACAACCGCUUCCUCUACCCCGAGGGCAUCAAGGCCAUGGUGGAGUCUGUGAAUCUGAUUGCAGAUGGGAAAGCACCUCGGAUUACCCAACCAGAGGAAGGAGCCUCAUACGAAGGGAUCCAGAAGAAGUCCAACUCCAAGGUGAAUCUGGCCCAGCCAGCUGAGGCCAUCCACAACUGGAUCCGCGGUCAUGACAAAGUCCCUGGAGCCUGGACUGUCAUUGAUGGACAGACGGUGACUCUGUAUGGCUCGUCUCGGCUGGGUGAUGUGGUGCCUAAGGGCCAACCUCUGGAGGUGGAAGGGGCCGCCCAGCCCGGGCUCAUCACCAGCGGGGGCCUUGUGCUGUUUGGAACCGACGGCAAAGCAGUCCAAGUGAAGAACCUGCAGUUCGAGGAUGGGAAGAUGAUUGCUGCCUCCAAGUACUUUUCCUCUGGAGAGAGCAGCAGCGUGGAGCUCACAGACGAGGAGAAGAAGAUGGCUGAGGAGAUCCGGGCCAUCUGGAAGGGCAUCUUGAGUAACGUCUCUGCCAUUGAGGACACAACAGAUUUCUUCAAGUCUGGGGCGGCCUCUAUGGACGUGGUGAGGUUGGUGGAGGAAAUGAAGCAGAAGUGUGGAGGUGUGGAGCUGCAGACUGAGGACGUGUACAUGGCCACCACCUUCCAGGACUUCAUCCAGAUGUUUGUGCGCCGUUUCAGAGGGGAGGACCAGGAGGAGGAGAUGGUUAUCGAUUAUGCAAUUAAAGACGUCAACAACAUGACUGUGAAGAUGCCUACCCAGUGUUUUAUCAACGGCAAGUUUGAUGACGCAGAGAACGGCAAGACCAGUGACACCAUCAACCCUACAGAUGGCUCUUUGAUCUGUAAGGUGGCACAUGCCUCCGUGGGUGAUGUGGACAGGGCCGUGGCAGCAGCCAAGGACGCCUUCGAGACGGGACCAUGGGGCAGAAUGAACCACCGUGACCGUGGCAGACUGCUCUACAACCUUGCAGACCUGAUGGAGCAGCACCAAGAGGAACUGGCCACCAUUGAAUCCAUGGACUCCGGCGCCGUGUACACACUGGCCCUCAAAACACACGUAGGGAUGUCCAUCCAGACAUUUCGAUACUUCGCUGGCUGGUGCGACAAAAUUCAGGGCACGACGAUCCCCAUCAAUCAGGCCAGGCCCAAUCGCAACCUGACCUUCACAAAGAAAGAGCCCCUGGGCGUGUGCGCUAUAAUUAUCCCGUGGAAUUACCCCCUUAUGAUGCUGGCGUGGAAGAGUGCCGCCUGUCUAGCCGCUGGGAAUACCCUUGUCCUGAAACCUGCUCAGGUCACCCCUCUGACGGCGCUGAAGUUUGCUGAGCUGGCUGCCAAAGCUGGCAUCCCCAAAGGCGUCAUCAACAUUGUGCCUGGCUCAGGGGGCAUGGUUGGCCAGAGGUUGGCAGAUCAUCCUGACAUCCGUAAACUGGGCUUCACUGGCUCCACUCCCAUUGGCAAACAGAUCAUGAAGAGCUGUGCGGUCAGUAACCUGAAGAAGGUGUCUCUGGAGCUGGGCGGGAAAUCCCCCCUCAUCAUCUUCAGCGACUGUGACAUGGACAAGGCUGUGCGCAUGGGGAUGAGCUCUGUGUACUUCAACAAGGGGGAGAACUGCAUCGCUGCAGGGCGCCUGUUUGUAGAGGAGUCCAUCCAUGAUGAGUACAUCAGCAGAGUGGUGGAAGAGGUCAAGAAGAUGAAGGUCGGCGACCCCCUGGAUCGGUCCACAGACCACGGCCCCCAGAACCACAAAGCCCAUCUGGACAAGCUGGUGGAGUACUGCGACAUCGGCGUCAAGGAAGGGGCCACGCUUGUGUACGGGGGCCGACAGGUGCCAAGGCCAGGCUUUUUCAUGGAGCCCACAGUGUUCACCGAUGUGGAGGAUCACAUGUUCAUUGCCAAAGAAGAAUCCUUUGGACCAGUCAUGGUGGUGUCUAAGUUCAAGAACGGAGACGUCGAUGGCGUGUUGAGCCGAGCCAAUGACACGGAGUUUGGCCUGGCCUCAGGAGUGUUCACGCGGGACAUCAACAAGGCCAUGUACGUGAGCGAGAGGCUGGACGCAGGGACCGUCUUCAUCAACACCUACAACAAGACGGAUGUGGCUUCACCGUUUGGCGGCUUUAAGCAGUCCGGCUUUGGGAAGGACCUCGGGGAGGAAGCUCUUCAUGAAUACCUCAGGACCAAAGCAGUGACUGUGGAGUACUGAGCCCCGCUUCCUCUAUGAACUUUCUAUGGUGGCAAAUCAGUCAUGCUGGUUGGACCUGCUGGCAGUUGAUCUAGCAUCUCGGCUCUGGCUUGGCUUGGCUAGGCUAAUGGCUUGCGUUCAAGCUGUGUGAAAAGCUUAGUCUGCAACGACUAUGUUGAUGUGCCUACACCUUUUUUUAAGAAGAAAAAAAACAAACAUUCUUUAGGGAAGCCUCUGUUCUGUUCAAGGAACUAUUUUCUGCUUUUUCCUUCUCAUCCCAAACCACGUUGGAGCUAAUCAGCUCUUUCAAAUCUGAUGCUAUAAAAAACUUGGCUGGUCUGGAUGUGUCAUCAUGUUGCAAGAUACGUUUUGUAAAAAAAAAAGAGUAGUUUUUUUUUUAACGGACUGUUCCCAUACAAUGUAAACAUCACCUUGGAUUUUAAUAUAUUUUCAAAUGUAUAUUUGACAUUUUAUGUAGUCAUUUGUUGGCUUUUAAAGACAGAAAUAUCAGAUGUUUGAAGAAAUCAGGGUUUUACAGUUUAGACUCACUUUAGUAGUACAGGCCCCUUACAUUUAAGUGUUUUUUACUGAAAUCAAGUAUUUACAAAUAUUUUAUUUGAGGAGAAUAGAUGCUGCAGUCUAGUGAUGGCAGAGAGUAUCAUGCCCAACUGAUUAUGUGAUGAGAAAAAUUAUGCCAUGUACUAGGUAUCUCAUCUGUGACAUUGCAACAAUUGCAGAGAUUUAAAAGGCAGUUUUGCAACAGUGAGAUAGGAAGUCACAGUUGCAAGAGCUGAAGUUAGAAUAGCAAGAAAUAAGUCUCAAUGAUAUGAUGUGUAGCAUCGGUUAUCCCUCUCAUUAAUUCAAUUCAAUAGAAAAAGGUCAUGUGAACAAUACUAAUAUGUCAACAUAUUACCCCUAUAUCAUGCACCAUUCAUUUUUUUCUUUCUUUAUAUAACUUUAAGUCUACCUCGUUAAUUUUAAAGGGACAUUUUAAAUGGCUUAAUACAUAAUGUAAUUUUCCAUUUGAACUUAACGAUGACAAUGUGAGUAUAAAAAGAUGCCUCAUGCUAUACCUUCCAAUUGUGGCAGUAUAUCAUAAGAGUGACAAACAAAAGAGCACAAGAGAUAUUCUCAAUUAUAAGAUUACAUUUUAACACCAGGCCACAACCACGUGAUGUAUGUAUGCCAUCACAGAAUAUCACCUCACACUUGGCACUAGUUAAUACAGAGAUAUUACGUGUUUUUUUUUGUUUUUUUUAGUAUGAGGUAGGAAAGAAGAUCCAAACAAAACUGUUAUGAGGACUUCAGUUUUGGAUGUCAAAUAAAAUAUUUGGCCAUUCUGUUAAAAUGGCGUGGAUUCUAAAGUCAAGUGAAUUCCAAAUGCAUGGCUUUUAUACCCACUUUGGAAUGGAAUGUAUUUCUCUUUAAAUUACCAUGUUUUAUCAAACCAUUUUAAAGUAUUACCACAAUCCCAAUGUUCUAUUUCACUGUGCUUGCUUAUACAUCUGGUCUAUAUGUUUUUAGCACUGCAUUUCAGAUCUGAAGACUCCUUUGUAAUAAAGCUCCACCAGACCACAGAGAUGCACACCAUCAGAGACAAA
Messenger RNA from Clupea harengus (Atlantic herring), 4647 nucleotides. RefSeq names its product aldehyde dehydrogenase 1 family, member L2 (gene aldh1l2). Gene Ontology annotation, biological process: one-carbon metabolic process; 10-formyltetrahydrofolate catabolic process; biosynthetic process. Lineage: Eukaryota; Metazoa; Chordata; Actinopteri; Clupeiformes; Clupeidae. Gene Ontology annotation, cellular component: cytoplasm. Gene Ontology annotation, molecular function: oxidoreductase activity, acting on the aldehyde or oxo group of donors, NAD or NADP as acceptor; formyltetrahydrofolate dehydrogenase activity. The record is from RefSeq and is a predicted model, not a curated record.